Molecule: messenger RNA, 432 nt
Organism: Aplosporella prunicola CBS 121167
Lineage: Eukaryota; Fungi; Ascomycota; Dothideomycetes; Botryosphaeriales; Aplosporellaceae
Exons: 2
Source: RefSeq, a predicted model, not a curated record
GAGGAGAUAGUCUCGCCCACUGAGCUGCUGGACCUGGUCGACAGCCUACCAGCACUCAACCCGAUGGAACUGCUGGGCGAGUGGUCGGCCGGCAGCUUCAACACGCGGCACCCGGCGCACGGCUGGCUGCGCUCGAUAAACUGGGUGGGGAUAACGUUCCGCAGCGUCGACGACGUGGAGCCGAUCGUGGUGGCGGCGCAGACGCGCGACGGGCCCGGCAAGGGACAUCGGCGGAAGUGGCUCGACGAGUGGGGGAACGCCGAGGUCAUCGAGGCCAAGUACCGGGGCGUCGUGUCGGCGGCCAUGGUGUGCGACAACCACCCCGUCGUGAACCACUUCCGCAAGGUGACGGACAACGUGGUGCUGGGCAUCAUGAGCGCCAAAAUGUAUCGCCAUGCGGGGCUGUUUUUCUUUUAUUUGACGAGGCUGUGA